Zingiber officinale is the source of this 2071-nucleotide messenger RNA. RefSeq lists its product as uncharacterized. The record is from RefSeq and is a predicted model, not a curated record. NCBI's taxonomy places the organism in Eukaryota, Viridiplantae, Streptophyta, Magnoliopsida, Zingiberales, Zingiberaceae. The coding region runs from base 1002 to 1607 and encodes 201 amino acids. The transcript has 3 exons.
UAUAAAAAUAACAAUAAUGAUUAAAAUAAAUACAACUUUCUAGUUUGAUUCGCAAAUAAAUUUUUAUCAAACUGCUGGAGAAAAUCGGCAUUUUACUUUUGAGAGAGAGAUUACACUCAUUAUUAAGUUUAUUAACAUCAUCUAUGCCCAAUUUUGUAUGUAUAUUGAUUGGGUAUUUUCCGUGACUAAUAAGAACCUUAAUAAUAAUAUUAAAAAAAAAUUGAUACUCACCAAUGGGUCAUCAUAUGUUCCACAAUCCAUUUGCCCUUUUGCUACUUGGUCUGCAUCAACACCUUUUAUAUGCUCAAUGCGAAGAGAGAGAUUGAAACAAUAUUCCCCAUAAUCAAAUCAGGAUAUUGCAGCUUUUUCUUCUUCUGUAUUUCCCGUCCUUUGCAACAACAGUGCAAUGAAUUGAAUAAGAGGCUGAAAAUGAUAAUGCCAAGUCUAUCAAAACUCGGCAUCCGACAAGUCCAGAAAGAUAAUUGCCUCAUUCGGUAUCUUUCCUUUUUAGCUUACCAAACUAAUGCAGAUCUACUUCGACCACAGAUGGUCCUCCACACUCAGCGGUCUCGUGAACGUUGUGUGUCAAAAUGCUCACGUUUCUCAAUCAUGAAUCAUCACUAACUCACUGUUAAAGUAGACCAGGCAAGAGUACCAUUGUGCACGAAAGAAGACAGUAGUAGUUAAUCCAUGAAGCAAAACCAUGUUAUCCACUGUUCACUAACAGCAAAACUAAAUCUCAAGUCUUGUGUGAGAAUAACCAUAGCCAAUAGUCACACAUAUCACUGUCAGUGUCCACAUCUGAAAGUGCAGAAAUAGAUCCAAAUCACAUAUUUUCCCCACAUGAUGUUUGUUUUUACUGCUAUCUUUGCAUCCAGUACUUUUGAUCUGCUUUUCACCUGUCAGAAUAAAGGGAAAAAGCAGUAUGCUAAAGCAUAAUCAUCAUCUCCAUCUACCUAGUCUUGAGAAGCUCAAGUACCAGUCACAGGGCUGUGGAGAAGAUGGGCAGCCAUGGUGGUGGUGGAGGAAAUAUGAAUUGGGAUGGCUCUUCCUACAUUUCCAAGUCUUCUAAAGGUUCAAGGAGUUGGGGGAGGAAGAGCAGCAGGGCUCAGGGAGUGUGGGGGGAUAGCAGUGUGGGGAUGGAGAAGAAGAGGGUGAUGGUGGUGGUAGACCAGAGUGGGAAGGCCAAGGAAGCCAUGAUGUGGGCAUUGACUCAUGUGGCAAACAAAGGGGACCUCCUCACUCUCCUCCUUUGCCUUCCUCCUCGCAGAGUUGGAGACUCUGAGCUGCACAACUUUGCAGACUCUCUUGCCUUAUUGUGCAAAUCCACCAAGCCAGAGGUGGAAGUGGAAGCACUUGUAAUGGAAGGACCAAAGCUGGAAACUGUCCUCAGCCAAGUCAGGAAACUGGAAGCAUCAGUUCUAGUAUUGAGCCAGAGCAAACCCUCCCUAUGUUGCUGUUUGUUUAAUACAAGCAGCGAAGACUUCGUAGAGCAGUGCAUCGAUGAAGCUCAGUGCCUCACAUUAGCCGUGAGGAAGCAAAGCAUGGGAGUAGGUGGCUACCUGGUCAGCACUAAAUGGCAGAACAACUUCUGGCUCCUGGCCUAAUUAAAAGAAAUCAUGCCACAUCCUUCUCAUAGUUGUCUAACAAUGUUAGCAUUGUUGUAAGAUGAGCUACAAUAACAAUUGUAGUGCCUGAACUGAGCCAACAGUUAAAACUCUAGUGUGUAUGUUUAUGGAUUGGAGUGUCUUCUGAGUUCUGAUACAAGAUAAUAAGUUAAUACUCAAUCAUGUUGCCCAAAGUCAGGUUAGUCAAAGUCAUGCGCAUGUCUUAACAUCACAUAUCAUAGCACAUUAUGGACUAAUAGCAUAAUCUCAUUGGAAUCCUUAUAUCUACAUCAGUGAUAUCAUAAAUGUGUUGACAAAAGGAACAAUAUAAAAACAGAAAAGAACAUAGAACUAGCCACAUGCAAGCAUAAGGAGAUCUAGUUUAGUUCAUUCUUUACCAUAUUAUACGCCCACACAUUAAUGGUUCUAUGAAGCAUUGGUGCAAUUCUAAAAUCUAUGCUUUA